CUUGUGUCGAUAGAGAAGAUUUUUCUCCGGUGCCAUUCCAUUCAAUAGCCAAAAGUGUUCAUGCAUGUGGUGAACACGUGCGUGUAUGUGAGAUACAGACAAUCAACCCUUGCGUUGCGCUACCGCUUCCCGUUCGUGUAUUGUGUUCUGGCGCAUUUGUUCUCGUAAUUUACAGUUAGUGCGGGGAUAGAUAGAGAGGUCUAGAUCAACUGUUGCCGCUGCGCCAAAAAAUGAAGCUGUUGCGACGGAAUCGCAAGAUCAAGGAAAGUACCACCGCGUCCUCUUCUUCCGACGAUCUCACGGCAGUGGUAGGUCCACGCCCUCCUCCUCUUCACAUUGCUUCUCCGACGGCAUCCAAACGAACAACUGGCUUCCGCCGGCGUUCGAACAACAACUCACUGUCAGCGACAGUCUCUACUUCGCUACUACCCUUCCGUCGUGUUGAAUCCUCCUGGAGUGUGGCGAGUACAGUUUCCAAUUCGGAGGAUUUCGUGGAAGAUGAUGCCUGUUACUGCGAAAACGGGGCAACACUGAUCACUCCGGACGCCGCUUCAACUAGGGACCCGAACACGGCAAGUCGGUUUGCGGAUCCAGUCGAACAGCAUCAGCAGCAACUCGUCAUGUACGAGCCCACCAAUCCAGACUCUUUAACCGAUGCCUUUGGAGUGUGGGCGCAGUCGCUAGGAUCAUUGGUGCAGUCAUCGGAAAUGGCCACGUUCCUCACCACAAGUUCCCGUGUGGUGUCAUGUGCGGGGGACUUGGCCCUGCAAACCGCAUUGUUGCCCGUCACCUUGCCAAUGCACGUGAUGUGUACCACUGUCGACUUUAUGGCAAACGUCGUGAGCUCCACCACGGGAGCGCUGAUGCAUCACGCCACCGUACGCUUGCACUCGUCCGCCGAAAGAACCAUUACGAUAACGGACGCGGUGGCAGCGAACCCGCGCUCCGACGAUAACGGCACAAAGGCAAAGCCAUCUGUUGCGGAUCAAAAUCAAGAGCAUAACAUGGGGGAAGGUCUUGUUCACGGGAUUUUUGGGUUAUCCGAUCUUGUGUUCGGCUUGGCCGAUCACGUGACGAAAGAAGUCGGUUCAAUAAUGGUUCACAUGGUGGCUCCCGUUCUCGGCGCCAGCACCGGUGAGGGUGCCGCAGGACGCGAAUCUGAUCUAGUCACUAUCGCUCCGUUAACGAAAGCGGUCUCCUCCACCAACGGCAAGGUUGUGUCACACUUAUCAGACGAUGACAAUUUUCUCGAGCGGCUUCGUCUCGAUUUCUCCGAUGUGCCAUCACAUUCGUCCGAACAGGUCACGGACCCUUCCAAUACAGCCGUUGUUGCCAAGGGACACAGUCGCUUUUUGUUACGGGUGGAAGAUAUAGGGUUCGAACAGAAAAUCGGAACCGUCGCUUACAUCGAUUUGCAGGAAAAGGACCAUCAACUCAUCACUGCUGCACUCGAGCGCCUUGUGAUGGCAGGCCUCACUCUCAUCGCGAACCAUCCAACCGUCCGCAUGUCCCAUCCCUACGAUACCAAUACGCUUUCCGAUAUUGCGUGGAAGAUGGAAGGCUCUACUUCCAAGCUGCUCCGAAAAAUGGUUCAACUGUCCACCUUGGAGCGAUUGCAAGUACUACAAAAGGAAACACUUGUCUGGUCGGGCAAGUACAAGAUUGAUGCAGACGGUACGAAUCGCAAGGCACCCUUCUACCUGGCGCGCGGCGUUGUUCCCAAAUCUCCACGCGAUUUCUUGCACUUACUCUGGGACAAUUCACGAACGGGCGAAUACAAUACUUUUUGCCUCGGUCGGAAAACCCUUCUUACCAUUGCCGAUGACAUUCUCCUCAAAAGUCCAGCCAACGGUCCUGUGUACGGCAUCAAAGUGGUGCAAAGCGAAACACGCGUGCCCUUUACCUCACUGAGCGUCCAUGUAAACUGUCUCAUGCACGUCUCUGAAUUGGCCGCCCCCGAUGACGGAUACGUCAUUGUCAGUCGGAGUUUGGAUUCCGGUCCAUCCGGAACACACGUGGAGGAGCCGACCAGUAACGUCGCUUCCAAAGUUUCGCGUCCGAAAAACGAAAUUUUGUGGGGCAUCAACGUGCUGCGGGCCGUGCCGAAUCACCCCGAUCGGGUGGACCUCACAAGUGUUUCUCAAGUGGGAUCGUCCCUCGUUCCCAAGUUUUUGGCCGGCAAGAUUGCCAUGAUGGGUUUGCAAGAAUUCUUCGACAACGUUCGGAACCCCAAAACAAUAUGA
This is a messenger RNA of Phaeodactylum tricornutum CCAP 1055/1, 2243 nucleotides long. RefSeq lists its product with no specific name. NCBI's taxonomy places the organism in Eukaryota, Bacillariophyta, Bacillariophyceae, Surirellales, Neidiaceae. The transcript has a single exon. The record is from RefSeq and is a predicted model, not a curated record. Bases 231 to 2243 code for a protein of 670 amino acids.